Camelina sativa (false flax) is the source of this 745-nucleotide messenger RNA. RefSeq names its product GATA transcription factor 14-like. Lineage: Eukaryota; Viridiplantae; Streptophyta; Magnoliopsida; Brassicales; Brassicaceae. Gene Ontology annotation, biological process: regulation of DNA-templated transcription; cell differentiation. Gene Ontology annotation, cellular component: nucleus. The record is from RefSeq and is a predicted model, not a curated record. Gene Ontology annotation, molecular function: sequence-specific DNA binding; zinc ion binding.
ACAACAAAUCAUGUCUCGAAAAGAUGUCGUUGUACACGAAGAAGAGGAAGAUCUUGGAACAGCCAUGCAGAAAAUGACGAUCCCUUUGGCCGAACUCAAUCAAUUACCCAACGAUUCUGUUUACAAUUUCGUAGAUGGGGUACGAAAGAUCAUAGAAGAUCCCAAUUUACUAUUCGAAGAUUCUCGAGAGUUUGGCAAUCUUCACCAAGACGACAAAUCUGUUGAGGAUUCAAAAGAUUCAAAACAGUUUGAAAAUUCCACAAAGCCGCCAACGGCGUCAAGAGGUCGUUUUAGUGUACCGCCAAAACGAUCUAGAAACAAGCGAGGAAGACCAAAAGGACAAUGCUUAAAGAGUUCAGCAACUGUCGUUGAUUCUAAUUUCGUCGACAUUACAGACAAGAGUUGUACACAUUGCGGGACGAGAAAUACCCCAAUGUGGAGGGAAGGACCAAGAGGACCGAGGACGCUUUGUAACGCGUGCGGGGUGCGAUACAGAACAGGUCGGCUAUAUCCUGAGUACCGCCCUGCUUCAAGUCCCGAAUUCAAACCUAACGUUCACUCCAACUUUCAUCGAAAGGUCAUGGAAAUCAGAAGGGAGAGGCACUCACCUCCCACCCAAUAGCAUUGAGCUGUCGCAUAUCAUCUGGAUUUUUAAUUACGGCCUUGAACGUUUUGUAGAUUUUUUGUUUCUCACAAACUCAAUUGUCAUACUAGAUUUUUAGUUACGGCCUUGAACGUUUUUGUA